GAUCUGCAAUUAACUCCCACUUCAACUUCAAGGGGAGCCUCCUUGGCGGCCUUCCUUCAACCAAACUCUGUAUCAGGAUUGGGAAUUUGCAUUUUGCCCCACUGCCUGUGCACCAAUCUGCAGAACCAGCUGAGGAGUUUGGAACAAGCUGACAAGAUGCACAGCGACGGCGCCCAUGUGGCAGAGUCGACUCCACGUGAUCACAAUGCGGAAGAUAACCGGCCGCAGAGCUCAGAAGCAGAAAAUGUGUCCCAAGAGGAAGAAACAGCACACAACCAAAGGGCACCAGACCCCAAGAUAGCACAAGCUUCCCAGAGGAUGUUUGACAGUGUGGCAGCAUUCCUGAGGGGAGAGCUUUCGUUGACCGGCCAAGAAUGCACUCUGCUGGCAGCUAUGAAUGAACGAGCUGCAGCAGAGUAUGACAAGUUUGGCGACUAUGCUGAAGGGCUGUGCGUAUUCUUUGAGAGGCUGUCACAGAAGAGCGAGAUCCUGAGGGAGUACCUGGCGGAUGUUGAUGAAAUCGACCGGCAGGUCACCGAACUGGAGGCAGUUGCUUCGGCUCUGGAUGGAUACACCAGUUCGUUAGAAAGCAGGCUGAGAACGGCGAGCGCGCCCCCCUCCCCUUCAUGGAGCCUAGGAACUGCCAAGCUGUCCUUUUAGGGAGUCCAGGGUGGUUUCUCUCAUUGCUGGCAUGCGCCUCUUAAAGCCAUCCUUCAUUGGGGCAAGUCUGAACCAAUGUGCGCCCAUCCACUUCCUGGACACGUAAGAACGUUACAGGGCAGUGGUUCACUUGUGCAAAGCAAGGGUAUCUGCUGCUCUGCAAUUGGACGGAUGAAGGGAAGGGGCGGAAGACUGAGGCAUGAACUUCGAUUUAGAAGGGAGGCAGAAAAGGAUUGCUGACGCAUCUUAGAAAGAACUUGUGGUGCACAAUCGAAGUCUGUCUGGUGCAUCCGGGCGCAGAGAUUAGGACCUUGUGAGAGUGACAUGAUGGCACCUUCUUAACUAGUUGACACUGUGGCUCUUGAAGAAGCCAUAAUCCAUAAAAAUCGUGAAGCUAGGCACCACCAAAUAGACGCAACAUGAUUCCGGCUCUUGAGAAGAUUCGGUGAUUUACGACAAGACUAGCAUGGGCCAGAUCAUGCAAGCACCUUUUGCCACAGAUGUAUGAUACUGCAAGCCGGCAAUAGUUGUGCGCUGCCUAGAUGAAGUCAUGGAGUUUGUAUACGGUCAGUGCCGGGC
Klebsormidium nitens is the source of this 1239-nucleotide messenger RNA. The record is from the annotation of a GenBank genome assembly. NCBI's taxonomy places the organism in Eukaryota, Viridiplantae, Streptophyta, Klebsormidiophyceae, Klebsormidiales, Klebsormidiaceae.